This is a messenger RNA of Jatropha curcas, 447 nucleotides long. RefSeq names its product nucleoside diphosphate kinase B (gene NDKB). Gene Ontology annotation, molecular function: nucleoside diphosphate kinase activity. NCBI's taxonomy places the organism in Eukaryota, Viridiplantae, Streptophyta, Magnoliopsida, Malpighiales, Euphorbiaceae. Gene Ontology annotation, biological process: CTP biosynthetic process; GTP biosynthetic process; UTP biosynthetic process. The record is from RefSeq and is marked provisional.
AUGGAGCAAACCUUCAUCAUGAUCAAGCCCGAUGGGGUCCAGAGAGGUCUUGUUGGUGAAAUCAUCGGAAGAUUUGAGAAAAAGGGUUUCUCCCUCAAAGGUUUGAAGCUAAUUACUGUGGACCGCUCUUUUGCUGAGAGACACUAUGCCGACCUUUCUGCAAAACCAUUUUUCAAUGGGCUUGUUGAGUACAUUAUCUCUGGUCCUGUUGUUGCUAUGGUUUGGGAGGGAAAGAACGUUGUAACCACUGGCCGAAAGAUUAUUGGAGCUACUAACCCUGCUGAAUCAGCUCCUGGAACUAUCCGUGGAGACUAUGCAAUUGACAUUGGAAGGAAUGUCAUUCAUGGAAGCGACUCAGUCGAGAGUGGUAGGAAGGAAAUUGCCCUUUGGUUCCCUGAAGGACCUGUUAGCUGGGAAAGCAGCCUUCACCCCUGGAUUUAUGAAUAG